GAUUGGCCGACGGCCGCCGAGGAGGCGUAAUAGAGAGCCGCAAUUGGCCGACAGCUGUUGAUGAGGCGGGAUCAUUUCAGCUGCGACUGUCAAGAUUGGCAAAGAGCUGGCGCUGCUGCGUGCAGGUAAAAAAAGGAACAAGCGACACAAAACAGAAAACAUUUAAUCUGGCAGAAAGCUAGGAGGAGUGCAAUGGAAACGGACUGUCCGGUAAAGCCUUUUCGCGCAGCAGAAGAACCCCAAAAGCGAGGUAUUUAAGUCGGUGGAAAAAGCGCAACACCUUCGGCGUCUUGGAAGAAAGUGCCGUUGUGUCAACCAUCGUUUGGCUCCCGGGCACGCUUUGUACAGAGCAACUUGGACAGCUGCGUGUUUUCAAGCAAGCCAUCAACAAAGAAUGAAAGCAUUCAAACGAGCUCUGGAAGAGGAGCACCGCCCGGAGCAGGAGCACUCUUCGGCUGUGUCGGACAGCGAUGACGGCUCUCCGCUUGACCUGUCAGGAAGAGGGCUCUUUGGGAAGCGCCGUCGCCGCGGCAACCUGCCCAAGGAGGCGGUGCAGAUUCUGCGGAGCUGGCUGUACGAGCACCGCUUCAACGCCUACCCGUCAGAGCAGGAGAAACUCAGUCUGUCAGGCCAGACAAACCUCUCUGUGCUGCAGAUAUGUAACUGGUUCAUCAAUGCACGUCGGCGCCUCCUCCCUGACCUCCUUCGUAAAGAUGGAAAAGACCCCACCAAGUUCACCAUCUCCCGCAAGGUUGGUGGUAAAAGUGAAGGCCACUCGUCUAACGGAGGGGGAGCCAGUUCUCCAGAGAGAAACUCUUCCCCCGGCUCGUCUCAGCAGCGCCCAUCUGUGAUCCGCUCUGCCCCCACGUUGGACCUCAGUCUUCUUGGGAACACAGCGACAGCUAUUCUGACAGGGGCAGGCUACCCGGGCAAGGAGGGAUCAGUCCAGGCGCUGAUGAAGCUGGAUACACAAACUUUGCUGAGGGAAGCAGAGGAACAAGGGGCUAAUACAGCUUGCCUCACCAGCACAGCAAUGGCACCUAGUCCCACCAGCGGCCUCUUCAACACGCCUCCCCCGACUCCUCCUGAACUCUUCCCCACCCAGGACUUCAGCGAUUUGAGGCUCCUUGUCGAUGCAGCACUGCAGAGGGCAGCAGAGCAGGAGAACCUGAAGAGACUGCAGGAGAGCCAGAACAAACCAACAGAGGCUGUAAAGACUGAACAAGAGGAGGCACAGUGCGGUGCUUACAGCAGUGACAUGGGCCCGACACCGCCUCCAGAAGACGGUCAACAAGUCAUGGAUGCCUCCAGGGUGCAGAGUCUGAUGGAGAAGGCUAUGACAGUUCCAGUGUCAGCUUUAACUUCAGUGUCAGCUCCAGUGCCUCAGUCCUCUGCAGCCUCUGUACUAGUACCAGCUCCUGUCUUGAUCACGGCCCCGAGGCUAUCUCCUCUCCCGACAAAUAACGUCAUCUGGAGCCCCCUGGAGAAGGACACAGCCGGAGCCUCCAGCCCAAACCAGCCGCAGCUCAUCCCAGCCCAUCUGCCAACCUUAGUGCCACUGUCAGCUGCAGUUUUCGGACAGGCAAAUUCUCAGAAACCAGCUGCUGCUCCAGUCGUCGCCCCAGCUUCAUCAUCAGCUCCAGCCUCAAGCUCAGCUUCAGCUCCACUGCCCGCCACAUGUCCCAUAAGUGCAGCAGCACCAGCUACAAGGCCAGUCUCUGUGCCAUCACCAGCCCUCCUCCCAGCUACAAGUCCCACCUCUGUCACUGCUUCAAGCCAGGCUUCACCCCCAACUGUAGCGCUUGUUCCAGCCACUCCCUCUUCAGCCAUUGCCUCCCUCACAUCCCCCAGGGGAGUCCCGCUCUACCUGCCAUUCCACAAAUCCCCUUUAAUCCCUGUCACAGUUCCGUGUCCAUCACCUGUUUCGACCCCAGCAUCGUCUCCAGCCCCCGUUCCCUCCCCAGUCUCCGCCUCUGGCCAAGCUUCAAUCCCUGUCCCAGCUUCAGCCCCAACAUCCUCCUCUACUCCAACCAUCACGUCUCUUGCAGGCCUCGCCUCCCACCUCAUUCCUCCUCCUCCUCUUCAGCCCUCCUCCCCAAGCAACACCAGCAGCAUUAGUAGUAUUAGUAGUAGUGGUGGUACCCAGAGGAAUUCAGCAGUGGUGCCCAGUGUUUGGAGCAUGGUCCAUACUGACACCAGGCAACCCAGCUCUCUUCAAGUGGUAAAGGCACCCAUCACCACAGUGUGGGGCCCACAGCAUAGCCUGCACACGGUGAGUGAAACUGUUAACUAGGCGCUGGAACUUGGCACCUUUUUUAUAUAUAUAUCUGAGGAGGAGAGAGGCCAGACAUUCCCUUAGGCUGAACAACACUGUAUAUAGAAGAAUGUAUCGUUCAUCAUCAGUCCUUUUCAACAUUAAAGCCUGUGCCUGCAGAAUACACGGCAAUGAAUUAAGAUUUGUAAACUGGGACAAAAUGAAGUAACGGACGUGAGGUGUUUUAGAGACGUGCUGUUUCGAGCAACUUUUUAUUGUUUAAUAUGCUGUUCUUGAUGGACGCUGUUGCUCGUGGCGCCUUUUUUCAAAGUGAACGUUCUUCAGUGCAGAGUAAAUGUAUUGUGCAAAGUUUUUGAUGCCAAUUUCAAAACUCCUUUCCACGUUACAGUUUAUGAAUGGAGGAUGAAAAUAUCCCACAAUUGUACAAAAUUUGAAACGGUGUAAUUAUCAGCACCAGCAGUUAGCCUCUUCAGUAGCAGUACUGGACUUUGAAUGUACAAAAGGCACUGACAUUAGUGGCUGGGCUGCCUAUCAUCCAUUCCCCUCCAGCAUAGAGAGGAGGACAUUGGUGUUUUUUCUAUGUACAACAACAAUUUCAUAGUCCUCUAUAGUUGUGCAAUUCAGAUGGUUUUUUAAAUACUCCACUACAUUUUCCUGUUUUUCCCUUUUUUUCUUUUCUUUUUUUUGUGUGGUGGUGAUGAGCAGAGGGGAAAAUGAUUGUAGUGCAGCGAGCCUGACUGAAUGACUCGCCUCAAUGUGUCUGUCUCCAUCACACACACCACACCCCCUCCGCCCCCCUCUCCUCGUCUCCCUAUCUUCCUGUCUUUUUAUAGCUGAGGGGAUUCAUCGGCCCUCACGAACUUCAAUCCCAACAGCUCACCACAUGCACUCGAGCCCCACAUCUUUCUUUCUUUGUCAUUUCCAGUCUAAACACGCAUUCAGACAAAUGAGCAGUAUUUUCUGUAUUUGUUGGAAACAUAUCUGUUACGUGUGUGUGUGUGUGUGUGUGUGACCUUGCUCAGUUGUGUACAGUUUGCAGGGACUGUUGAUGGGGGGGGUGAGUAGCGGAUGAAGGAGAGAAGGUCACUUUGGAUCUGUUACAGAAAUCAAUUUCAGUGGAGAGGGUGAGCAGCUUGGUGAUCUAAUGACAUCAAGCUCUUACAGCUCCUGAAAUGAAACAUUACACUUGCUGUGAGACGCAGCACCUUUUAUUUUUCCCCUCUUAUUUGGAGGAUAUAUAAAUUACACUGAUUUCCUUGUUGAUUUGGGGCUGUAGGAUUGGGUCACUGUAUUUCAAACCAGAAUGUCUCAAUACUGGUAAAGCAAAUGUAGCCGAUGUACUGAAGUAGCUUAUAUGAUUUGCUUAUUGUUCCAGAAUGGUACAACAGCAUAAAAAUGUACUUUUCUCCGUCAUCAGUGCUUUCCACUUGUGUUUAAAAAUGGGUUCUGUAGAGUUCGUAAUCAUUCAUAAGCUGUAGUUUCUAUGAAACUGUCUUAGCAUAAACCACAAUAUAUGGCUGACUGCCAACUGGACAUCUAUUAACAGUAGCAAAUGUCGGGUUCCCAUGUGAAUAAUACUGUAGCAGGAUUAUCAUGAUUACCAGUGUCACUGAGCCUUGGCUUGGUUCAGAUGGUUUCAUAUUUGCAUGUGCAAGAACUUAACAAUGUUGGGUCAAAAUACUGCUGAGCACUGACCCCAGCAUUCCCAGCAAAUCUCCAUUCUCUUGUUCAUGGCAGAUAUGGAAACUCGAAUUCCUCCUCCUGUAUUUUCUCCUCCGUUUUGUUUUGUUUGUCUUCUCACUGCCAGCUGUGUUCUGUACAUGUCAGUGGAGUUCUUUGGGUUUUUUGGUUACAGGUACUCACUAGACUGAUGUGCAUUUAUACCUCAAUUUACACAAGUCAUGUCAGGUUUGGGUCAUAUGAGUAAUGUUGUUGAUACUUAUUACUCUAAUACUUAGAAUCAUUACUUUUUUUUUAUUCAUACUACAUCAUGCCACUGUGACGACACCUUAUCAGUUGUGAUACUGGAAAUGGCUGGCUAAAGAUUAGGCAGGCCAGUUUUAUAUAGUAAGGUUUAUACUGGGUUUUAGAUGCAAAGCAAUGUUCCGAUCAGAGACGACAAUGUAUUGAUGCAUGUAAAUAUUUUCAAGGUCAUGCUUUUUUUGUUUUUGUAUGUAUGGGCAUGAACUUAAUCUCAAACUGUGUAGUUUCUUUACAGCCAAAUGCAUUCAGAAAUGUUUUUUCAAGUUCAUGUUGUGAAUCAUGACUGACCGUUGGCAGUAUGACUGGCUGCUGUGCCUUAAACCUACGACUGAGGGACGCUGUCCCUUUUUUUUAUAUAUAUAUAAAAACUUCUCAAUAGUCGUGCAAUAUAUGCCUUAAACUUUAAAUGUGUGUUUUGUAUAAACAUUUCAAAGAAUAAAAGUUCAGUUUUUCAUAAAUGCUACUAUUUUUCAGUCUUUUGUGGCAUAUAAAAGCUAAAGUUAAUUUAGAUUUGUUUUGAGAGAAUAAUCAAACAAUAGAUGAUUCAGUUACCUUUUUACAUUUCCCCAUUGUGGGACUAAUAAAGGAUUAUCUUAUCUCUCUUAUCUUACAACAGGCAUUUCAUGGAAGGGUGUCAUAGUAGGGUGCAUGGCUUAAUACUUUAAUACAUUUUAAUAAAACAGUUACCAUUAAUAUUAGUAACACCUGUGCAUUUUCAGUGUUUGAAUCUGAUGACAGUUG
This is a messenger RNA of Lates calcarifer (barramundi perch), 4999 nucleotides long. RefSeq lists its product as uncharacterized. Gene Ontology annotation, biological process: regulation of transcription by RNA polymerase II. Gene Ontology annotation, molecular function: RNA polymerase II cis-regulatory region sequence-specific DNA binding; DNA-binding transcription factor activity, RNA polymerase II-specific. The transcript has 3 exons. Lineage: Eukaryota; Metazoa; Chordata; Actinopteri; Centropomidae. The coding region runs from base 395 to 2293 and encodes 632 amino acids. The record is from RefSeq and is a predicted model, not a curated record.